Molecule: messenger RNA, 1836 nt
Organism: Aspergillus homomorphus CBS 101889
Lineage: Eukaryota; Fungi; Ascomycota; Eurotiomycetes; Eurotiales; Aspergillaceae
Product: putative regulatory factor Sgt1
Exons: 3
Coding region: 1-1836 (611 amino acids)
Cellular component (GO): nucleus
Source: RefSeq, a predicted model, not a curated record
AUGGCACCUAUGUCGCAGGAGGACCUGGAGUGGUUCAAGUCCACUUUCCACCCCAUUCCCAAACCAGAGAUUCCGGACGAUACCGUUGAUUAUGCGCUCUAUCAUAUCCCUUCCAGCCCCGCCCCCGCCACUAUCGACGAGGUCGCAGAAACGCGAGCGCGACUGGUCGAGGUACAACGGACUGCUGCGGAAUUGACUAAAGACUUGUUGAAGGAUUACAUUUGGCAGCGCGAAGGUUUUCGGUUGGAAAUCACUAAAGAUGAUGGGGUAACGUCUCUGCACGGGCGCACAAACUUUGGAGACUCUAUUGAGGACGAAUGGGUCAUAGUGUACAUGUUGCGUGAAUUAACCAAGAAGCACAAGGAUAUCUGGGCUAGGGUUGUCGAUGGUGAUGGCCAGUUCCUUCUGGUGGAGGCCGCUGCUACACUGCCUGCGUGGCUAGAGCCCGAGGUCGCUGAGAACAGGGUAUGGAUCAACAAAGGCGAACUCGUUAUCAUCAAGCCGAAAAACGAUAAGAAGGACAGAGUGACGGAGAAACUGUCGUUUGCGGAUGCGAAGAAGAUCAUCAUCGAGGAGCCCGCACGACUCAUGCGCUCAACCAUGAUUCAAGAGGAGGCAUUCUAUCGUCUACGCAACUACCCUAAACAAAUAAACGAGAACCUCCAUUCCGCACUGGUCACCCUUCCCCGCAAGGUCGCUUUCUUGCUACACCAAAAGCCUGCCUACAUAUCCGCGGCUGUCGAGGCCUUUUACCUGCGAGAUCCCAUCGCGUUGCGGCCCUUACGUUCGAAGGAUAUCAGCAAUUUCAUCUUCAAGCCGGAGGACUUUGUGACGGUCAGCGUGCGCUUCACGCGGGUCGGUUACGCACAACUUAAGAGCCAGGACUUCCCGAUUCCUAAAUCCUGGGUGGAUAAGCUGCCAUCGAAGGAAGACCAAAAAGCAUAUGACAGGGCAGAGAUAGGCAUGAAGCUGGCUUGCGGGUUUGAGAUGCUACUCAACGACCCUCAGAACCAGGACAAAGCUAACGUGCGAGAGAUGCAAAUCAUCUUGGAGGAUUUGGAAACCGGAGAUGAACAGCUACCGACUGAUGAAGAAAUUCAGACUUGGGACCAAAGGGAAGACGACGAGAAGUGGCUCGACAUAAGCUUUGAGGACCUGGACCAGGAACUGAAGGGCAAAGGCAAGGGCAAGGACAACGACCCGCGUGCGGGAGGCGCCUUUGGAGACUCUAAUGCGCAGGAGAACCUGCAGCGCAUCGUGGCGCAAUUUGAAAAGUUCUUGAACGACGAGUCAGCUGGCUUUGAAGGCGCGGAAUUCAUCGACGACUUCAGCUCCGACGAAGAUGGUGGCGACGAUGAAGAAGACUUGAGUGACGAGGGUGAGGACAAAGAAGCUUCGUUCAAUGAAGAGGAAUUCUCGAGGAUGAUGGCGGAAAUGAUGGGAAUGCCGUCUGGCUCUGGCGCCAGCCACGGUCAAAGGGGCGCGUUUGGCCACCCGCCCCAGAACAGAGUCCAGGAGCUGGACAAUGACUCAGAGGACGACACCGAGCAGAUCAAAGAGUUAUCAAAUCAGAUGGAAGCGGAGCUUCGGGGCACGGGAGUUCUUGAUUUGAAUCGCCCAGCUAAAGCAGCCCAAGAUAAACGGAUAAUGGAAGAGGGCAAGUCCGCUGAAGCAAAAGAGGAUGAGAUGCCGGAUCUUGAUGAGGGCGACAUCGACAUCAAUCUUGCGAAAAAUCUGCUGGAGAGUCUCCAUGGUCAGGCUGGUGCUGCCGGGCCCGCCGGGAACAUGCUCUCCAUGAUGGGCCUCACAAUGCCGAAGGAUGACCGCCAUCGCUGA